This is a messenger RNA of Thrips palmi, 1362 nucleotides long. Its product is annotated as clumping factor A-like. The transcript is spliced from 4 exons. Bases 1 to 1362 code for a protein of 453 amino acids. The record is from RefSeq and is a predicted model, not a curated record. NCBI's taxonomy places the organism in Eukaryota, Metazoa, Arthropoda, Insecta, Thysanoptera, Thripidae.
AUGGAGUCGAAUCUAGAGUCGACUGACUCCAGAGUCGACUCUAGAGUCGACUCUGGAGUCAACUCUGGAUUUGAUUAUGGAGUCGACUCUGGGGUCGACUCUGAAUUUGAUGAUGGAGUCGACUCUGGGGUCGACUCUGCAGUCAACUCUGGAUUUGAUUAUGGAGUCGACUCUGGGGUCGACUUUGGAUUUGAUUAUGGAGUCGACUCUAGAGUCGACUCUGGGGUCGACUCUGGAGUCAACUCUGGAUUUGAUUAUGGAGUCGACUCUGGGGUCGACUCUGCAGUCAACUCUGGAUUUGAUUAUGGAGUCGACUCUGGGGUCGACUUUGGAUUUGAUUAUGAAUCGACUCUGGGGUCGACUCUGGAUUUGAUUAUGGAGUCGAAUCUAGAGUCGACUGACUCCAGAGUCGACUCUAGAGUCGACUCUGGAGUCAACUCUGGAUUUGAUUAUGGAGUCGACUCUGGGGUCGACUCUGGAUUUGAUUAUGGAGUCGACUCUGGGGUCGACUCUGGAGUCAACUCUGGAUUUGAUUAUGGAGUCGACUCUGGGGUCGACUUUGGAUUUGAUUAUGGAGUCGACUCUAGAGUCGACUCUGGGGUCGACUCUGGAGUCAACUCUGGAUUUGAUUAUGGAGUCGACUCUGGGGUCGACUCUGCAGUCAACUCUGGAUUUGAUUAUGGAGUCGACUCUGGGGUCGACUUUGGAUUUGAUUAUGAAGUCGACUCUAGAGUCGACUCCAUAAUCAAAUCCAGAGUUGACUCCAGAGUCGACUCUAGAGUCGACUCUGGACCUUCCAGUCAGCCUUCCAGUCAGCCUUCCAGUCAGCCUUCCAGUCAGCCUUCCAUCCAGCCUUCCAUCCAGCCUUCCAGCCAGCCUUCCAUCCAGCCUUCCAUCCAGCCUUCCAGUCAAAAAGGUUGUGAAAGAGGAGAAAGUGAAGAAAAAGGUGGUGAAAGUGGUGGACAAAGAGGAGAAAGUGGAGAAAGGGGUGGUGAAUGUGGAGAAAAAAGAGGAGGAAGGGGUGGUGAAUGUGGAGGAAAGGUGGUGAAAGUGGUGGAACAAGAGGAGAAAGAGGUGGUGAAUGUGGAGAAAGUGAAGAAAAAGGUGGUGAAAGAGGAGAAAGUGGAGAAAGGUCACAAGAAUGGGGUGGUGAAUGUGGAGAAAAAAAGUGGAGAAGAAGGUGAAAGUGGAAAAAGAGGUGGUGAAAGUGGAGAAAGAGGUGGUGAAUGUGGAGAAAAAAGAGGAGGAAGGGGUGGUGAAUGUGGAGGAAAGGUGGUGAAAGUGGUGGAACAAGAGGAGAAAGGGGUGGUGAAUGUGGAGAAAGUGAAGAAAAAGGUGGUGAAAGAGGAGAAAGUGGAGUAA